CGGGGCGGCGCUGAGGGUGGCCGAGCGCCUGGAUGCGGCCUCGCUGGCCGUGGGGGCUCUCGUUCGGGGCAGAGGAGUCCUCGGACCUCGGCCCUACCCCAGCGCGGCCGGCAGGCGGUGACCGGCAGUGCCUCUACCCGACUCCAGUCACUGGGAGCGGCCGAGUCCCUUUGGCCGCUUCCGAGCGCGGCUUCCGUCUGCAAGUAGGCGCUUUGCUGCGUCCAGCCUGGGACCAGAAGGAAAGUGCCGCCUGGGCCGAUACUCCCACCGCUGGAGGAAGGGGCGGCGCUUCCUCGGGGCGCUCGCAGAGGCUGUCUUGCAGGGGGGUCAGGGAGCGCCCUCUUUGUCCUUCUUCUGCCCGAAUUUAACCUCUGCUGGAUUACGUGGGUCUGACCACCCAUACAGAUGAGGCGGACUUGGACCUCCGCUUGCAGGUCCGCAGGCUGCCGAGAGCGCCUGUGUCCCAGCACUUUGCCACGUGCUUUGUGCCUGUGGGCAGAUCCUGUCACGAGGAAACAGCUCCACCAUCGGCUGACAGUCAGGAUGGCUGACUGGUUGGCUUCCCACAUGGUGCCCUACGUCCACAUCACACCUUAAAGAAGCUGAAGAGAAAAUGUUAAAAUGUGUCCCCUGCGCGUACAAAAAGGAACCUGUUCGUAUAUCUAACGGAAAUAAAAUAUGGACACUGAAGCUUUCUCACGAUGUUUCAAAUAAGACUCCACUGGUCCUCCUCCAUGGUUUUGGAGGAGGUCUCGGACUCUGGGCACUGAAUUUUGGAGACCUUUGCACCAAUAGACCCGUCUAUGCUUUUGACCUGUUGGGCUUCGGAAGAAGCAGCAGGCCCGUGUUUGACAGCGACGCGGAAGAGGCGGAGAACCAGUUUGUGGACUCCAUUGAAGAGUGGCGCUGUGCCCUGGAACUGGACAAAAUGAUCCUGCUUGGACACAACCUCGGUGGCUUCCUGGCUGCUGCUUACUCCCUGAAGUACCCGUCAAGGGUCAGUCAUCUCAUUUUAGUGGAGCCUUGGGGUUUCCCUGAGCGGCCAGACCUUGCGGAUCAAGACAGACCGAUUCCAGUGUGGAUCCGAGCCUUGGGAGCAGCGCUGACCCCCUUCAACCCCCUGGCCGGCCUCAGGAUCGCAGGGCCCUUCGGUUUGAGUCUGGUACAGCGUUUGAGGCCCGACUUCAAGCGGAAGUACGCUUCGAUGUUUGAGGAUGACACUGUGACCGAGUACAUCUACCACUGCAACGUGCAGUCCCCCAGUGGCGAGACGGCGUUCAAAAACAUGACUAUUCCUUACGGGUGGGCCAAGAGGCCCAUGCUGCAGCGGAUCGGCAAGAUGGACCCCGACAUUCCGGUCUCGGUGAUCUUCGGGGCCCGCUCCUGCAUAGACGGCAACUCCGGCAGCAGCAUCCAGUCCUUGCGGCCGCACUCGUACGUGAAGACCAUAAAUCUCUAUGUGAUGGGAAUGUCCAUGGCGGGCCAAGUAGGUUUACAGUUGCCAUCCUCGGGGCAGGGCAUUACGUGUACGCAGACCAGCCCGAAGAGUUCAACCACAAAGUGAAGGAGAUCUGUGACAGCGUGGACUGAGCGCCCCGGCGGCAGCGUGGGGGGAGCCUGCUGACGGUCGGUUCCUCGGCAGCAGCUCGGUCCCCGUGGGGAGUGAGGGGCACCACAGAGCCAGGCGGUCUUCCGGGCUGUACAUGUUUCCUCUCGGAGCUGCUGGAACACUCAGACAGUCAGUGCCUUCUACAGGAAAGCCUUUCCUUUCUCCUGCACAAGGUCAGGUGCACAAGAGUCUCCGAAUCUCAGAGCUUUAAUAAAAGUUGUUUGUCACUCUGCUGUACUGAAAAAUGCUAAUUUUUCAACUGAAAUGUUUUCAUUUCUAUCUAACUUUGCUAUGUCAGGUACUUUUUGUAUUUCACUCUGUAUUGCCUUAUUUUAAAAACUGAUUUCUGAAUCUAUAUUUUAUAUAUUGUAAAGGUGCACUUUAUUUUCUGCUUACAUUUAUCACAUCUAAUAAGUGAUGUAGUGCAUCAAAAUUCAAUGUGUUUUUGUGCAAAAAAACUUGUCACCUUUCUAGAAUACUUUACUUUUGAAAUGGAGUGAUGAGCACUUUGGUUUAAAAAAAUAGGAAUUAAUCACUAGCAUUAACUUUCCUGAUUUUCCUCUGUUCUCUAUUUAAAUGCAAAGCUGUGGUCCGUGUGUUAAAUGUGAUCCGUUCUGACCCAGCAGCAGCGGCCUCGCCCCUGGGACUCUUUCACGUGUGACACAGGCCUGCACCUCCUGCCGGACACAGCGUGGCUGCUUCGUGGUCCAGGCACUGGAAGGCCUCACCCACGUCUGUCCUUUCCCCUCGCAUCUGUGAGCCAGGGCACGGCCGCAGGAGCAGCCCCCCUCCCUGAGGGGAGAGGAGACUGUCACCUUCUAGGAAACCCAGGCACACGUCUUCAUGAGCCUCAAACUUUCGUAGAUGGGUGCUAAGGGCAGUAUGUUUUUACCACUGACAUGUAAAAGUAGGGGGUGCGGCUGGAUCUCACGGCACCAGAGAUGAACUAGCACCUAGGGUUUUUUUUUUAAGAGUUUUGUGUUGAUUAAAUAAUUUAUAUGCUUCAAAUUAUAUUAAAAUUCUAUAAAGUUGAUUGAACUAUUUAACAAUAACUACCAUCAAAUGUAGUCCUUUCUUGCUGGUUUAAAACGAGAAAAGCCUCUUUGGAACUGUGAAGAAGUCCAUGCGGCCACUGGCGGCUGAGAAGGCCCUCCGACCGAGAAGGCUGCAGGGGACUGUCUCAGGAAGGCGUUUCCAACUUCUGCUUUGCUGAUGUUGCUCGUCCAGGGGAAAGGCGGUUAUGUCAAUAAAAACUGUAACUUAGAGCAAAUAA
Artibeus jamaicensis (Jamaican fruit-eating bat) is the source of this 2882-nucleotide messenger RNA. RefSeq names its product abhydrolase domain containing 5, lysophosphatidic acid acyltransferase (gene ABHD5). Gene Ontology annotation, cellular component: lipid droplet. The transcript is spliced from 9 exons. Lineage: Eukaryota; Metazoa; Chordata; Mammalia; Chiroptera; Phyllostomidae. Gene Ontology annotation, biological process: negative regulation of triglyceride storage; positive regulation of triglyceride catabolic process. The record is from RefSeq and is a predicted model, not a curated record. Bases 614 to 1564 code for a protein of 316 amino acids.